UGCGGCAGUGGCAAGCGCCGUUAGAUCAUUCACAUUCUGACGUUCCACGCGUUCGGUUGACAUCCCACAUCCAAUCUGUAGCCCCAGAUUUAUCUCUGGGAUACUGUGUGAAAGACGAAACUGGCAAAACACAAAAAACUGAACCCGAAAAAUCAAGUGGAUUAUAGUUCUCGGACAAAGUGGAACAACUUCUGCCCAAAAGUGUAUCCCCCGAAAAACAUCAUCUAAUUCAAUUAAACCACGUGUGUGUUCCACCCCCAAACCCUUCUGAAACUCAAAAAACUUUAACUCAAUCUCCAACUUCCUUUGGGGCCGAUUAGACCACUGAUUGACUGUGAAGUUACUUCAGCACCUGGCACGUGGCACUCCUUUGUGAUUCUUGUACUCGAGAACUUUUCAAAAACUUCUUCAAAGUGUUUAAACGCUCCUGCUUCAGCGCCAGCAAAAGUUUCACGUGUGUUCCUUGUGCUGUGAAAAGUGUGGGAAAACCUGAUCGAAACGAAAGCUAAGAAAAGGCCAAAGCGAAAAGAGUCCGCAAAGGAAAACGCAAGGAAAGGGAUUUUCUUCUGUGACACGCUUGAAGAAUUGCUGCCAAAAUUUUCACGGACGGUAAUAAGCUCGGUCCUGCAGCUGCGGGCAGAGGAAUGUUUUGCUAUCAGUGCCCGCCCGCCCUCCAUCCCUGCGGACCGCAUCCGCCGCGCCUGCCAACGCUCGACUAUCCCUUUGCCGCCACCCAUCCAUACACCAGCUACUCGUAUCAUCCGGCCAUACACGAUGAGACCUUUGUCCGGCGGAAGCAGCGACGGAAUCGCACCACUUUCACACUGCAACAGCUGGAGGAGCUGGAGACGGCAUUUGCCCAGACCCACUAUCCGGAUGUGUUUACGCGCGAGGAUCUGGCCAUGAAAAUCAACCUCACAGAGGCACGUGUUCAGGUCUGGUUCCAGAAUCGUCGGGCCAAAUGGCGCAAGGCGGAGCGGCUAAAGGACGAACAGCGCAAGCGGGAAAAUGGCGAGAGCAGCAGCUCAUUGGAUAAGCUUCACGACUCACGCGAAUCCUCGCCAGACAUCACCGGCGAAAUAGAUGACGACAUGGACGAGAUGCCGCGUCAGCGCUCCCACAGUCCCAUGGCCAACGGCCCCAUGGAGCAGCAGCAGCACUCCCACUCGCACUCGCACUCCCACAGUCCUGGCGGCAACCUGCAUCUGGACUCCAGCGACAACGAGCGUCCUUUGUCCUCCAAUCAGUUGACUGCCACUCCGCACUCUGCCUCCCAGUCGCUGGGCUCCAUCAGUGCCGGCUCCCCAUCGCCGGGCAUGCGUGAGCACACGCCGCUGGCCAGCGGCCAGGCACCCAGCAGCCCCUCGAACUCACGCAACACCGACUCGCCCAUCGAGGUGGGCGGACCCAUGUCGCUGACCACCGGCUCCCGGAUGGGCCAACACUCCUCGAACAACUCGGCCUCGUCGACGCCAACGCCCACGACGCCGCAUGCCCCACAGAUGCCUCACACUUCGGCUGCAGCGGCGGCGGCCUUUGGUAGCCAUAUCUUUGGCAGCUUUGGUGCUGGAAGCUCAAGCGAUAACAAUUGCGGCUUUCGUCCGGUGCUGAGUGAACAGAGCGCCGUGGCAGCAGCGGCUGCAGCGGCGGCGGCACAACGUGGCACGAACCACCAUCCACCGCUCUUCCUGCCGCCCCAUCUGGCGGCGCAGUUCUCGCAUCAGCCGCUCUUUCCGGGCCUCAAAGGUUGCUCGCCCUUCCAGAGCCUGUGCUCUUGCUGCUCUCUGAAGCCGCCACCGCUGCCGCCCUCCUCCUCCUCGGGGGUGGCACCCUCGAUGAGUGUCCCUGUGAGCAGCAGCUCGGCGGCCAGCUCCCCGGAAUCGCCCAAGUCCAGCCAGGGAUCGGGGGGCCAUGAUCCACGCUCCAACUCCGUGGCAGAGCUGCGGCGCAAGGCACAGGAGCACUCGGCGGCACUGCUGCAGUCGUUGCAUGCCGCCGCAGCUGCGGGUCUGGCCUUUCCGGGCCUUCAUUUGCCACCACUCUCCUUUGCCCAUCAUCCGGCCUUGGGACAGCACUCGCACUCCCACUCGCACUCGCACUCCCAUUCCGUGAAUCACAACAACAACACGUUGAGGAUGAAGCACGAGGCCCAGGACAUGACCAUGAACGGCAUGGUGGCAAGUGGGGCAGCAGGAGGAGGACAAGGAUCAGCCAUUAGCUCAUCCGCUGCGCUCUUGGAUCUGGCCGAAUCGGCAGUGGCAUAUCAACAGCAUCAACAGCAGCAGCAGCAGCAACAGCAACAGCAGCACCACCAACAGCAACAUGCAACGCUGUCACCCCCAACCACGCCCACACAACAGCAGCCGGCAUCAGUGGGAGUGGCAGGUGGGGCAGGUUCCCCAGGAUCCGGAUCAGGAUCAGGAGGGGCUUCUGUGAAUGCCAAGAGUGAAUAAAGAGGCGAGUGUGGGUGCAAUUUGUGCAAUUAAAAUUAAAAUUAUUUAAAUCUGAAAUUUAAAUAUUAAUCUAAGCAUUAGUUUUAACUCUAAGUUAAAGUAAACAAUACACAAAAAAACCACAACAAAAAUAAAUACAAAAUAAAAAUAAUAAAGCACUUUGAAACAAUACUUAUAAAAACGAUUAAAAGAUACUUAGUUAGAGUAGAGUUAUUGCUGCGAGAGAGACACAGAGAGAGAGAUAUAGAGAGAGAGAGAUAGAGAGAGAGAGAGAACUAUCUCCUCAGAUAACCCCCUGAUCUAAGCAGCAGA
This is a messenger RNA of Drosophila pseudoobscura, 2765 nucleotides long. It is a transcript of the gene Drgx, whose product is annotated as Dorsal root ganglia homeobox. The record is from RefSeq and is a predicted model, not a curated record. Gene Ontology annotation, biological process: regulation of transcription by RNA polymerase II. The transcript has 8 exons. Gene Ontology annotation, molecular function: RNA polymerase II transcription regulatory region sequence-specific DNA binding; DNA-binding transcription factor activity, RNA polymerase II-specific. NCBI's taxonomy places the organism in Eukaryota, Metazoa, Arthropoda, Insecta, Diptera, Drosophilidae. The coding region runs from base 645 to 2453 and encodes 602 amino acids.